AUGUCCUCUGUGCUUGUGUCUUCCCCUGUUAUCUUCCCUCUCUCCAAUUCCAAGUCCAAAUCCAGUCUUUGGAGUCCCUCACGAAGAACAAUCUCUCAACUUUCGGUCAACAAUGGUGAUGACAUCAUUGAUUCUUCUUCAAAAACUCCAAGAUUGAUCACCUUCUUAGGCAAAGGCGGCUCCGGCAAGACCAUCUCCUCUGUUUUCGCUGCCCAGCAUUAUGCAAUGGCUGGACUCAGCACAUGCUUAGUGUUACAAGGACAGGAUCGCACUGCUGACUGUCUUCUCAAUUGUAAGAUCGACUCCUCUCCUACUCUAUGCACCCGCAACCUUUCUGUUGUUAGGCUGGAAACUACUAAAAUGCUUCUUGAACCUCUAAAUGAGCUGAAGAAAGCAGAUGGCCGUCUUAAUUUGACACAAGGAGUUCUGGAAGGGGUUGUUGGAGAAGAGCUUGGGGUGCUUCCCGGAAUGGAUUCUAUCUUUUCACUACUUGCACUUGUGAGGCUUCUGGGUUUAUUCGGGAAACGGGCUCGGAAGAACCAUCAAAACGAUAAAUUUGACAUUAUCAUAUAUGAUGGUAUCAGCACCGAAGAAACCCUAAGAAUGAUAGGUGCAAGCAGUAAAGCAAGACUCUACUUGAAGUACCUGCGGAGCAUGGCUGAGAAAACUGACCUUGGGAGAUUGGCUGGUCCUUCACUCCUGAGACUCGUAGAUGAAGCUAUGGGCAUAAGUGGUAACCCAUCCCAACUCACUGGAACAAUCAGUGCUGAAAUAUGGGACAGUCUAGAACGAAUUCUUGAGAGAGGAUCUUCAGGAUCUUAUCAAUUUGGGUGCUUUCUUGUGAUGAAUCCAAACAUUUCAAUAUCAAUCAGUUCAGCAUUACGUUUCUGGGGUUGUGCAAUCCAAGCUGAUACACAGGUGGGUGGUGCAUUUGCCAUUCCUACCCAUCAUUUGGAUGUUGAAUCAGUGGAAAAUCUGAAGAAGAAUUUGUAUCCCUUGCCUUUUGCUUGUAUUCCGAAUCUUGCAGUGGAUUCCCCUCAAGAUUGGAAUGCCAUCAUGAUGAACAAUAGCGUGGAGGGUGCAAGGGGUCUUCUUUCUUUGCCAGCAAGCCAGAAGGUUUCAUCUGUGAUUUUUGACACAGCAAAGAAAACAGCAACCCUUCUCAUGCCAGGUUUCGAGAAGUCAGACAUCAAGCUAUAUCAAUAUAGAGGAGGAUCAGAGUUGCUGGUGGAAGCGGGGGACCAAAGACGAGUCAUUUCUCUCCCACCACAAAUGCAAGGUAAGGUAGGAGGCGCCAAGUUCAUUGAAAGAAGUCUUGUAAUCACUAUUCGAUAAAUGCUUUCUGAUCAAAAUUUUCCACAUUUGAGUGUCUUCUUGAAACGAUAGUGAUCAAAUUUUAUUUUGAUGGGUAUCCCUUCAAAUUGGACUCUUUAAUAA
This is a messenger RNA of Gossypium arboreum, 1437 nucleotides long. RefSeq lists its product as uncharacterized. Lineage: Eukaryota; Viridiplantae; Streptophyta; Magnoliopsida; Malvales; Malvaceae. The transcript has 7 exons. The record is from RefSeq and is a predicted model, not a curated record. Bases 1 to 1335 code for a protein of 444 amino acids.